Messenger RNA from Lasiodiplodia theobromae, 1326 nucleotides. RefSeq lists its product as uncharacterized. The record is from RefSeq and is a predicted model, not a curated record. The transcript has a single exon. The coding region runs from base 1 to 1326 and encodes 441 amino acids. NCBI's taxonomy places the organism in Eukaryota, Fungi, Ascomycota, Dothideomycetes, Botryosphaeriales, Botryosphaeriaceae.
AUGUCGCGCUGCCGCAGCGGCUCCCCGUCCCUUCCCUCUCUCUCCACCUACACCACCCCCUCCGACUCCCACCAUGGAGCCAGGGAAGAAAGCGCCGAGUUGGAAGAGGGUGGACUCCUUCCUUCUCAUGCUCAACAAGGCUCUACUCAUGAGUCACCACAAGCCGUGGUGCCUACGGGCACCCAGGAUACGGCAAGCUCUCCGUCUACGGGCACCCAUAUCUCCAUUGAGAACGGUGACUCCCAAGAGGAGUGGUGGUCCGGUUUGGACAAUGCCGCCAUCAAAAAGCGAUGGUUAGAGCUGGGUAUGCCAAAGUGCAGAGUCUGCGGGAAGCAGCACCAGCCGCCUCACUCUGAGGAACUCCUCGAGAAGGCACGCGUGGGUCAUGAGGCCAGGACGGCCAAGAACCUCGCGGCCAGGCAGCAGAAAGAGCAGCGAAAGCAGAACCAGCCCGUCUGUGACAGGUGUGGUAAGCAACAUGCGCCACCCUGCCAUGCUGUGCACUGCACGCAGUGCGGACAGAUGCACUUGGCCUUUAGGCCUUGCCCAAGUUCGGCUGCGCCUGCGCCUGUACCUUCACCUGCGCCCUCUUCAAUGUUAUCUGAUGAUAGUAUCGAGACAUUGCUCAAGGCCGUGUCCGGUGUCUCUCGUGAGGCCGCUCGCGCCAUCACGCGCCGUUGGUUGGACCUGAACUUGGCCAACACGAGCGACGUGCCUGCGCCAGCGCCACCGCCAGUUCCGCUGUCCCCCGGAGAGCUUAGCAUCGAUGGGUUCGCUAGGGCAAUGAUAUUUGCCCCAAACAAUGACAUCGCUCGCGCGGUUGCGCGCCGUUGGUCAGAGCUGAACUCGGCCAACGCGAACGACGGAGCGCUUGUGCCUGCUCCUGCGCCUGCGCCUACAUCUGCGUCUGCGCGUGCUCUCCCCAGCCCGGAUAGCAUCAGAGCGAUGCUCGCGGCGGUACAAGCUGCCAGCGGUGAUCAGGCUUUAGCUACGGCUAUCGCCCGGCAAUGGGCAAGGGACCUCCCGUCACAGCCCGUGGCCAGCAACAACCCUCCGACCCGCGGACAUGGUGGAAACCGUGGUGGUCGUUCUGAGAGGAGCAGCCGCGGCGGUAGUGGCAGCAGAGGCCGUGGUGGUCGCAGCGACAUGUCUAUGAGGGACCGCUCAAGGUCUCCUCAAGCCGACAACGCGGACCGCUCGCGCAGAGAGCGCUCGCCCGCCUCCCGCCGCAACAGAGGUGGCAGGGUACAUGGCAGAGGACACGGUCACGGUCGUGGUAAUGGUAGGGGUGGCUCUGGCUCUGGCGCCGCCAACACUGGAAAUUGA